CCAGUAUCCAGAUUAAUAUCCAGACCAGUAUCCAGACCAGUAUCCAGCCCAGUACCAGACCAGUACCAGACCAGUAUCCAGACCAGUAUCCAGACCAGUACCAGACCAGUACCUCCCUUGUGGUCUUCCAGCAGAGUGACAGGAUGGCUGCAGCGCCUGUCACAGACGGUCUGUUUCCCAUGAAGCGCAGCAGCAGUUAUGAAUGCCUGCCACCAAACAUGUCGGAGCUGACGGUGGUCCUGUUGGGGAACAGCAGGUCUGAGAAGAGUUCAGUGGGAAACUUCAUACUGGGAGCGGCUGUGUUCAACACUGAGGAAGAACCAGACGACUGUGAGACAGUCAUAGGAAAGUGGAAGGAGAAAAGAAUCGUCAUCAUCAACACCCCAGAUCUGCUUCAUCCCGACAUCUCUGACAGGAAACUGAGAAAACGUGUAGAAAAGUGUGUGAGUCCCUCUGAUCCCGGACCUGAUGUGUUCCUUCUGGUUCUUCAGCCUGAAGACUUCACUGAGGAACAGAGAACGAGGCUCUGCAGAGUCCUUCAGCUCUUCAGUGAUUCAUCCCUGGAUCAGUCACUGGUCCUGGUCUCAACACCCAGAGAGGAGAGUCCAGGAGAACACUACCUGAGCCACCCACCUGUAAGAGACCUGAUCAGACUGUGUGGAGACAGGUACCUGAAGAAGGAGAACCUUGAUCGUAAAGAGCUGUUAACACGACUGGGUCAAACUGCAAAGGACAAAGACAAAGAGCAUCUGUGUGAACACAAGAAACCAUCUUUAAACCUGCUUCUGUGUGGGAGGAGAGGAGCAGGGAAGACUUCAGCAGCCGAGGCCAUUUUAGGUCGGACGGACCUUCACUCCUCAGAGAGUGUGAGACAUCAGGGAGAGGUGUGUGGACGUCAGGUCUCCCUGGUGGAGCUUCCUGCUCUGUAUGGAAAACCUCUGGAGGCCGUGAUGGAGGAGUCACUCAGGUGCGUCUCCCUCUGUGAUCCUGACGGCGUCCACGCCUUCCUCCUGGUCCUGCCUGUAGGUCCCCUCACUGAUGAAGACAAGGGGGAGUUACAGACCAUCCAGAGCACGUUCAGCUCUCGAGUCGACGACUUCACCAUGAUCCUGUUCACCGUGGAGUCAGAUCCCACAGAUCCAGCUGUUGUUGACUUCCUAAAUGAAACCGAUGACAUCCAGGAGCUCUGUCGGAGCUGUGGAGGAAGAUCUGUCGUCCUCAACAUCAAGGACGAGCAGCAGGUCUCUGAGAUGCUGGACGCUGUGGACACGAUGAGCACUGGAGGAUCCAGAUGCUUCACAAAGAACACGUUUACUGAGGCGCAGGUGAGUCGGGUUGUGGAGCAGGAAAACGCCAACACGAAACUCAAAGCUGAACUUGAGGCUGUGACACAGAAGAGACCGGUGGGAGAUCGGAGCAGAGAGCCUCUCAGGAUGCUGCUGCUCGGGAAGACUGGUUCUGGGAAGGGUUCGACCGCAAACACCAUUUUGGGCAAAAAGAUUUUCGAAACAGGAACAAUCAAGUCUGGAGAAAUAGCAACUGGAGAGGUUGAUGGACGGUCCGUCACUGUGGUGCGAUCCCCCGACCUGUUUGAUACAACUCUCUCUGAUGAGCUUCACAGAUGCCUCAAGCUGUUGUCUCCUGGACCUCAUGUCUUCUUACUGGUGCUGCCGAUCGGAGACUUUUCACCAGAGGAGAAAAACUCCAUGGAACUGAUCAGAAAAUACUUUGGCAAAAGGUCAAAAGACUUCACCAUCAUCAUAUUCACCAGAGGAGACGAACCGGCCGAGCGCUCGUUUGACAGUUGUGUGAAAGAUGUUGAUGGUUUUGUCAAACAACUAAUAAAUGACUGUGGAGGAAGAUAUCAGGUCUUUAACAACAGAGACGUCACAAACCGGACACAAGUCCAUGAGCUGCUGAGCAAGAUCCAGACCAUGCUGGAGGAAAACGGUGGCUGCUGCUACAACGAGAUGCCUGACGACACACAGGAAGUCACACAAGUGGAAAUGAUUCUGAAAGAGAAGGAAGAAGAGAAUAAAAAGAAGUGGGAAAAAAGGGAAGAAACUCUGCGACGGGAUUUGAGAAAACGACUGGAAGCGUCAGAGAAGACGGUCCAGACGGAGACAGAGCAGAGGAAAGCUGCCGAGAGGGAACUGGAGCUGAGCAGAAAAGAGAGGAAGAGAGAUCACGAGAACUGGGAUAAGGAAAAGACGGGGAUGUGGGAAGGAAUGUAUCAGGACCUCAAACAGAAUCUGGAUGAGGAGAAAACCAAGUACAGAAAGCUCCAGGAGGAAUACCAACACAGGGGGAUACGAUUGUUCUGUGCCACUGUGCUGAUUCUAUUUUUGCUGUUGAUAUCGUUGUUUUAUAAUUUCCUGGGUUGCAGUAACAGAGAGGUUGCAGAGAGUUCGCAAACAGAGGGUGGACUGUUUUGGCCCUGGACGUUAUUAUAUUACUUGGUUGGGUUUGUUUUUGUCGUUCUUUUGUUUUGUGUGAGUGGAUCCUCUGUACGCAGGUGAGGAUCUUUGGCUGUACCGCUGGAUCUCCUCCCACGUUUUAAACCCUGGGCGUGGCCUGGAGAGCUGGCAGGUCCGGAUUGGUCCUGUCACCAUUGGCUGCUUUUGAAAAGCCCGGAGGAUCUGCAGCUUCGAUGAUACAUCUUUUGACAGCAGCAGCUCUUGUUCUGUUUUCCUCGGUCUCCAAGUUAGCCUUGCGAUUACUGAUUGUUUUCUUUGAUUCUUUAUGAGUAUUCUCGUUUUGUGGUUUUCAGGUCACUUUGUGUUGAGAUGAUUCUGAUUAGUCACUUUGUUUAUUGCACUGACAAGUAGGGGUUAGUUAGAAAACUGUCUUUUGUUUGGUUCAUUUGAACACAGAUUUAGUAAUGUUCCUUUUGUGUAUAAGACAGAGUAUUUUGGUUGGUGCAUUGGCCUGGGUUCACCCUGAAGUUCUGUCAAGAGUUUGUUCACCUGUUGUUGAGUCGUGCUCUGGUUUGGGGACCAGGAAGGGAACUGUUUGUUUCAUUUAUGUUGUGCUCCUACCCACAUAGACAGGGGCAUAACACAGACGUAAAGUAAAAUACAGAGCUGCAGUCAUAGUUACUGACAAAGGAUCUGAAAUGUUACUGAGUUCACUGAUGAUGUUACAUGUUCAUGUCAAAUAAAAUUUGGUCAGCCUUCACCAAACUGUGUCCCGCUCCAACUGUAUAGAUCACAUCAUAAAUCUACUGUAGACAUAUAUGUUGUGCCUCAUGAAAUGGAGGAUUUGACCACGUGCUCCUUUAUUCAAAAAAGACAAAGGAAAUGACUUAGAAAACUCAGACUCCCAUGGUCCUUCACCUCAUCACGCCCUGGGUGAGGUCAGGUCCUCCAAACUCCAGGUCCUAUUCGUCACUGUGUGUCCCAGACCCCAGGGGGUCCCCAGGCCUAUACAACCCCAGUUCUCCCCCUGAUCUCUCUCUCUGUCUCUUUGGAGAGUCAACAUCUCCGUUCUCCCUUCGGGAGAAACCACUGCUCUCUGAGGAUCCUGACCUACAUGCAGGUGGUAGCAGGCUGCCCGAAGCAGACGGCUCAAACUCCCAAAAGGCAGCGAUGAGAGGUUCUGCCGAAGGACCAACUAUGACUUUAAAGUCUGAUGUAACCUCAGUGGUUUCAACACAAAGUCUUGCCAGCUGAUGAAACAACAGGAACCAAGCAGAGUUAAUGUCGAGCAUCUAACUGCUGUGAGGAGACGAAGGACACUGAAACCACACAACGCAGCUGAAUCUUUCUAGACUCACAAUGAACAAAUUAAAGGACCUUCUUCUUCUUCUUCUUUUCCAUGGACUUGGUAAACUAACCUGGGCAUUUAGAAUAGCAAAGUGCUACAUGGCUUAGCAUAGGAAUGUUUAACUUUGGUAGUGUAUUGAUGUGAGUCAAUGUGUUCACCUGGUGUUGUUAUGUAUUUGUUCAUAGGUUUAUUUGAUGUUCAAACCCUGUGACUAACCCUCUUUUAACCUGACACUCUUUGUGCUGCACCGAAUGGUCUCAUCAAAGAAACACACCUCUGAUGCCGCCAUUUUGUAGUUUGUGUUUACCGCAAUCUUGUUUCAGUACUUCUCAGACCUUUGACCUCACUGUUCGAAAUCAACGCUCUUGUCUGCACACACACACACACACACACACACACACACACACACACACAAACACACACGCACACACACACACACACACACCUACCUGUAUAAAUAUUUAUGUUUGUUAGAUUACAUAUUGUGGUUCCAACUUGUACCUUCUUUUUAAUAAAUGUUAUUGAAUAUA
Messenger RNA from Scophthalmus maximus (turbot), 4295 nucleotides. Its product is annotated as GTPase IMAP family member 8-like. Gene Ontology annotation, molecular function: GTP binding. NCBI's taxonomy places the organism in Eukaryota, Metazoa, Chordata, Actinopteri, Pleuronectiformes, Scophthalmidae. The transcript is spliced from 3 exons. The record is from RefSeq and is a predicted model, not a curated record. Bases 144 to 2519 code for a protein of 791 amino acids.